AUGAUAAAUCUGAAGACAGGCGCAGGCGAUAAUGCGCUCGCUGCCUCGCCCAUGCUGCAGCGUAAAGGUAGCGUUUACGCACACACAAAUACGGAGCGUGAAACUGGUAGUAUGGGCAGUAUGGUCAGCGGCAGCAGCGGUUCGCUUCAGCGCAAGGGCAGCGUUUAUCCAGGCGGUCGUGUUGCUGCUGGUGCGCUCGAGGCUGAAGCUCACGCCGGCAGCAUUGGCAGUCUAACGUCCACGACUGUGACCACGGUCGCCACAACGGGCAUCGAUACCGAUUAUGGACUCAAAAUGGGUCCAGGGCAGAUACAUCCGAAGGGCUAUCGCUUGACGACCGUGCGGCAUGGCGAGCUGAAAAUGGGCUUUGCGAAAAUCAAGGGCGUGGUGGAGGUUGAGGUGAUAUGCGCACGCAAUAUAGUGCCAGUGGAUUGUGAAACACCACCGGACACAUAUGUGAAAUGCUACGUUAAGGAUGGCGACCGACUGCGACAUAAGAAGAAGACGCGCGUGGUGAGGCACUCAGCGGAGCCAAUCUACAAACAGACGCUCAAGUAUCAGGUAAGUGCAUGCAACCAAAUGACUAACUGCAUGAG
Molecule: messenger RNA, 596 nt
Organism: Rhagoletis zephyria (snowberry fruit fly)
Lineage: Eukaryota; Metazoa; Arthropoda; Insecta; Diptera; Tephritidae
Product: regulating synaptic membrane exocytosis protein 4-like
Biological process (GO): regulation of synaptic plasticity; regulation of membrane potential; calcium ion-regulated exocytosis of neurotransmitter
Cellular component (GO): presynaptic membrane; cytoskeleton of presynaptic active zone
Molecular function (GO): small GTPase binding; transmembrane transporter binding
Source: RefSeq, a predicted model, not a curated record